Aedes aegypti (yellow fever mosquito) is the source of this 1233-nucleotide messenger RNA. RefSeq names its product spindle assembly abnormal protein 6 homolog. The record is from RefSeq and is a predicted model, not a curated record. The transcript has 2 exons. The coding region runs from base 46 to 1170 and encodes 374 amino acids. Lineage: Eukaryota; Metazoa; Arthropoda; Insecta; Diptera; Culicidae.
AACCGCUUGCGAAUUUCAUCCACCUUCCUUCAAAAGUCCGUCGUAAUGUCACACCGUCCUGUUUCCGCAAAAAUUGAUACGGGACUCCCGAAAUCAGUUCGAGAACGACAAAUCUCCAAUCUCUCCAGAAAAAGUUCUCAAACCGUCGCAAAUAAACCAACCAACGCUCGCGUAUCUCUUCCCCAACGACCUAAAAGUGCCAGCCACUGUUGCGGGGCGACGGAUUCCCCAGGCAAGCGUCCAUGGUCCAACAGUGUGCUGAUCGAUAGCAAAUUUCCAAAUGGUUCCUGUUGCAAAAAUGAUGCCAAUAAACCGAGUCCAAACCACAAAUUGGGACACAUUCCAGCCUACAUCCGAAAAAUGCGUUCUUCGUCGUCUUUUCAACAAGCAAGGAUCGAAGAUCGCCUCGAGGAUGAAUCUCCGCCGCCGCUUGUGCCUAGCGAGAAGGUUCUUCACUUUCCUGAAAGACGUCUUCUCAGACAGCGAACAUUCAACCAGAAAGAGCAUCAACAACUGGAAGAGGCACUGAAAGAACUGACGGAAGAAAAGAAAAUGCUCGAAGCACAGAAUCAGUGGCUCAAGGAAGAAUCCGAAUCGCGGCUGCAGAUAAUUGGCACGGAGAGCGAACGGAACAAGCAACUGGAAGCUCAAAUUCGUGAAAUGUCCGAAGCAAUGGUUCGACUGCAAAGUGAGCAGAAAACUGUCAAUGAAAUCGAUAGCGAGUCAAGUCCUUCUAGGGAAGAGCUUAUGGAACGAGUUCAUGGUCUUCAAGCGGAAAAUGAAUCUUUGAGGAAGGAGAUGGAAGAGUUGCACAUCCAGUCGUGCGAGGAUAUUAUGAACCAAAAACAAGAUCCUGAAAAGGAAUCAAACGAUCAAAGUGAAUGCAAAACGAUUGGAUUAUUACAACGAGACCUGGAGAAGUACCGCAUGGCUCGUAAAAAGCUGAAGGAAAUCAUCCAAACGCUGAUGGUGGAAAAUCAUCGUUUGCGAUCAUCGCUUGAGAAUCACUGCAUUGAAGGGUCGUUGAAGGAGGAAUUGGUUGAGGUUGAACAACCCGUUAAAAAUGACAAUGAAGAAGAGGUUGUUCGAAGAGUGGACUUUUUCGAAGAUCUUAGGAAGGAAAAACGGACGCAGCAGAAGCUAAUCGAGGUGAAGAAAUACAAUUCGUAGGGUAUUUAUGUGAGAAACAUUUUGUUGCUUAACAUUAUCAAAAUUUGUGUGAUCCUAUCGAAA